Gasterosteus aculeatus aculeatus (three-spined stickleback) is the source of this 1952-nucleotide messenger RNA. It is a transcript of the gene pinx1, whose product is annotated as PIN2 (TERF1) interacting telomerase inhibitor 1. NCBI's taxonomy places the organism in Eukaryota, Metazoa, Chordata, Actinopteri, Perciformes, Gasterosteidae. The record is from RefSeq and is a predicted model, not a curated record. Gene Ontology annotation, molecular function: telomerase inhibitor activity; nucleic acid binding. Gene Ontology annotation, cellular component: nucleolus.
CAAAACAUAUGUUAUCGAGAUAAGUUUACGAAAACAACGUGGCAAUGUAUUCUCUUCAGGCAUUUUCUGGGACACCCGCGCGACUUUCGUCAGGCUGUUGAAGGACCCCGAGAUGGCCAUGCUCGCCGCACCCCGGAAGAAAGUGAAGUGGUCUGUGGACCCAAGGAACACCAGCUGGAGUAAUGAUGAAUCCAAAUUCGGCCAUAAGAUGAUGGAGCGAAUGGGCUGGUCCAAGGGGAAGGGCCUUGGCAGAAGCGAGCAAGGUUCCACUGAAAAUAUCAAAGUUAAAGUUAAAAACGACAAUUAUGGUCUUGGAACAAUGGCCAGCUAUGAGGACAACUGGAUCGCACACCAGGAUGACUUCAACGAGCUUCUGGCUCAACUGAACAACUGCCACGGACAAAACGGCAGCGCCGCAUCUAUAGAAACUCCACCAGUAGAGGAAGCGAAAGGGUUCAGCUUGGAAGAGAAGUCCAAGACCUCCAAAAAGCGGGUCCAUUACAUGAAGUUCACUAAAGGAAAAGACCUGUCCUCCCGUAGUGAAACAGACCUUAACUGCAUCUUUGGGAAAAGAGGAAAAGCUGCCAAAUCACAAGAGCAGCAGAGCGACGGCGGCGGUCCUCCGGAUGAGACGGAGCCGACUUGUCCUCCCGCCGCCUUCGAGCUGGACGCAGAGUCCAUCACCAAGACGGUGAAAAGUGCCCUCACUAUGCAGGAGUAUUUUGCGCGACGAAUGGCGGACUUGAAAAGGGCUAGUGAAGAGGCGCCGUCAACGGAGACCAACGAGACAUCCGGUCCAACCAACGAACCCGUCAUCGUCAUCGACGACGGCGGCGGCGAGCCCAAAAAGAAGAAGAAGAAGAAGAAGAAAAAUAAGAACAAGCGUCAAGAGUCUGAAGACCUGGAGGUGGUGGAAGAGAACAGCACUGCCGUUCCUGUCAUCUUAAUAGAGGACGAUGAGGACGAACGGGGGGACAGUUCUGGUAAAAAGAAGAAAAAGAGGAAAGUGAAUGAGAACUGUGGCGCCCCCUCUGGCGGGGAGCAGAACUGUGAGGCGCUGCCUCCUUCCAAGAAGAAGAAGAAGCAGCAGCAGCACGAGGGAACUGAGCUGCUGAAUGGACACGGGCCCACUGAUGAUCACGCCGUAGACUCUGAGGUCGUUGACAAGAAGAAACCCAUCGAGAAGCCGGGCGAUGAAAUAAAAGAGGAAGAGCUGGUAGCAAAGAAAUCCAAAAAGGACAAGAAAAAGAAAAAGAAACAUCAAUAGGGGGGAAUCAAUAGAAUUGUCCUCCAAUGCCUUCAGGUUUCUUGUAAACAUCGUGGGGACACGGACUAAUUGUCCUACGCUCCGAUACAAUCGUAUUACCUGUGGAACACUUGACGCUGCCCCGUAAAAAAACCCCACAUGAUUGGGUCUGUUGCUAAAAUGCCUAGACUUAAGGAAGAAGUUAGAUAUUUUAGGUAAUAGCUCAUUGCCUUCCUCGUUCCCCCCCCCUCCCCCUCCCUCUCUGUCACAGGUGGAGAGACAUGAGUUAUUGAGGAAACCGCGCUGAAGAGGAAUAGUGUUCCUUCAGUCGCGCAGUGGGUAGCGUGAUGAUCUGAUCAGCUAAAAUGUUUCCUUUUGACUUGACAGAGGACCUUUUCAACGAGCCAGUCGGUUGGUAACUUAAGUCGUAGGAGGAAAACGGGAACUGGUGCAGUCGCGCAAAACAGCAUUCCUCAUCACCAUUUUGACAUUUGCCCCAUGACGUAAAACAAUAAACGCUACUAUCACUGUUUUUUAAAUUUUUUUUAUGUCUUAUGAGAUACGGUUCAUUACAAAACCUCAUCAGGGUGACGUAUUAAUAUAAAGCAUAUUUCCUCAACCGUCAUGUACUCACAUUUGUACUUAAUGUAACCGCUGGUUUUCUAUGAUGCAGAUGUCUAAUAAAAGUGACACAGGUUCAGCCCCA